AUGACCACGUCGUACCUCAGCCAGCACCAGCAGCUGCGGGUGCAGCAGGUGUAUACGACGCACAAGCACCUGAAGGAGCUGAACAUAGCCACCAAAGAGGUUCUGGUAUACCACGACAAGUACUUGGCCGCUAUGGAGAAAUUAAUGAGCUGCCUCCUGAACAACAGCGACGUCAUGGAGGACGCGCGGAGGCACCUCGCUCAGGAGGCAGCGGUGGUCAUUCAGCCCACAUGUCCUACGGCUGGCCGCCUCGCCGCUGCGUAUAGGAACUGGCGCGUCUCUGCCGAACUGCAGAUGAUGCGGACGGAGCUGGAGUUUCUCAAAGAGGUCAGCACCACUGGGCGCGAGGCAGUCAAGAAGACGAAGAAUGCUGUGCACGGACUGGAGAAGGUGGCGAAAAAGUGUGCCCACGUGAACUCGCCGGAGUUUGAAGCGAAGAUCUCCAGCAAGUCUGGAAAGGCGCUGGAGAAGUUGUUGAACGAGCGGCAGGAGGCAGAUACAGUGAUGAUGAACAUCGAGAAUGCCAUUAAGAACGACAUGGUGUCACUCGCGACGUCAUGGUCUGCGAAGCUUGUAACUCGCGGUGACGCACUCUACACAGCCUUUCGGAGCCUUGGUUGCAGAACAGUGGCGUGCUUUCCAACCACUGUCCCGACACUCCCGCAAGGGAUGCCUUCUCCUGCAGCUGGAUAUGUGCUGCCGCCGCCAUCCUCCGCCAGCACGUCGGUGCCGCACAGUGGGGGCACCGCAGUCGGCCAUGGCACCUCCUCUGCCUACCCAGCUGCCGAGAGUGCUGAGUAUGCGGCAGUGCCCCUCGUCUCAGCCGGUGACGGUGCCGCUGCAGGCGUUACGCUUGAGUUUGACGCGAGCGAAGGCAAACCUGUGUCAUCGUAG
Molecule: messenger RNA, 894 nt
Organism: Leishmania mexicana MHOM/GT/2001/U1103
Lineage: Eukaryota; Euglenozoa; Kinetoplastea; Trypanosomatida; Trypanosomatidae
Exons: 1
Coding region: 1-894 (297 amino acids)
Source: RefSeq, a predicted model, not a curated record